GAGCACCUUCUUCAUAGCGGAAGAAGUCUCCUCUUCGGUCAAGGCAACAUGGUUCCCUCCGGUUGUCAAUGUGAACGUAAACAAGCGUCUCACCUCUGAAACGACUGACACUGUGUCACAUCUUCUCCACAAACAGAAGCUGCUCGUCGAAGUCCAAAUGGCUCUCAGAGUGUGCGGUCGGUUCUUCCGAGACGGCGCCGUCCUCUCCAGGCUGGCGGUGGCGGCUCCAGAGGACCGUGCGUCACGGCUCCUCACGGCGGGAAGGGCGGCCCGGGGCCGAGGGCAGGCACCUGGAUUUAUCUUCACUCCGGCCUGUUUCAUUACUUCAGAGGCGUUUCUCAACAGGCUGAUUAAAGGCAAAGCAGCCGAGGAAGACGGCCGUCUUUACCGCCUUCCAGCCUCGGUUCCGCCAGACAGCGGCGAACAACUGUCUUUGUUACUGAGACAUCCAGAUCAGCCCGACAACCCAAAGGUUUUGAAAGUGGCCGUUAUUGGCGCCCCAAAUGCUGGGAAGUCGACAUUGUCCAAUCAGCUCCUUGGCAUAAAGGUGUUUGCUGUGUCCAAGAAAGUGCACACGACGCGGACCCGAGCAAUGGGCGUCCUAACAGAGGAUGACACGCAGAUAAUUUUACUGGACACUCCUGGUCUCACUUCUGUAUCGAAGGUCAAAAGACACCAGCUGGAGAAGACUCUGCUCACAGAUCCCUGGAACACGGUCAAAGAAGCCGACCUGAUGGUAGUCUUGGUGGAUGUGUCGGACAGAUGGAUGUGCAGCAGGCUCGACUUCGAGGUGCUCAAAUGCUUGGCCCAGCACCCCGACAUCCCUGCUAUCCUGGUGCUCAAUAAGGUCGACAAGGUCAAGGCCAAGGACCGGCUGCUGAGCAUCACAGCGGAGCUGACGUGCGGAGUGGUGAACGGACGGCGACUGCCCGUCAAGCCGGCGAUCAAGCCUCCGUGGGCUGAAAGGAGCCCAGAGAAGGACUUUUCGGAGUCACCGGCCGACGAUGACAGCACGGGGGGGGGGCCCGGCGAUAGCGCGGGCGGGCACCAUGGCAACGACAGGCCCAACUCCGCGCUGAGCAGAGAGCAGCUGAAGGCGCUGAGUAGCCAGCGCGGCUGGCCUCACUUCAAGGACAUCUUCAUGCUCUCCGCUGUGGACAGAGAGGACGUGGAGACGCUGAAGAAAUACUUCAUGGCCGGGGCCAAACCAGGAUCGUGGCAGUACCACAGUGAGGUUCUGACCGACCAGAGUCCAGAGGAGGUCCUCAGCAACACCAUCAGGGAGAAGCUGCUGGAGUACCUGCCCCAGGAAGUGCCCUAUUCAAUGACACAGUCGAUUGAACUCUGGCAAGAUGGAGAAAACAGCGAGCUGGACAUUUGGGUGAAACUUUAUGCAAAGAAAGACACUCACAUGAGGAUGGUGAUUGGCACAGCCGGCCAGAUGGUAGCGCGCAUCGCCCAGGAGGCGAGUGAGGACCUGACCCGUGUCUUCCUGAGGGAAGUCAAGCUGAAGCUUACAGUCAAGCUGAGGAAGUGAAGAGCAAUGUAAUGACUUUAAAUAGUGAAGAGGGGAUUCUAGGUGACUGCAAAAGUGGAACAAAGGAUAAGAUCCCGAGUCAGACGUGGAGCUAUGAGGUGGCAUUUAUCCACAGUGUCAGACCUCCACCUGAGAUGGACCUGUUUAAAGGAACUUAAGAGGAUUCUUCCACACACUCUACCUGGCUGUCAUAAUGACGAGCUCAUUAUAAUUUUCAGGGAAACGCUCAAACGUUUGACACAUCGGAGUCUGUAAAGUGAUGAAAGUAUUCACAUUAAAAGCAGACCACAAAUUACAAUUAUUGGCAUUUAUUUAGCAAAGACAUAUUUCAGGCACCGAGCAUGACACACACUCCCAUCAAAUGGAUGGUUUGACCCGGUGUAUUCAUGGAUGAGCAGGUCCGGUGACCCGUGAAGAGGCCGGUGGUUUAUCUCUGGCUCUCAGAGCAAGCGGGACCUCCACAGCCACGUCCACUCAAACGUCCCCGAUGUACCAUGCAGCCCUGUUCCCUCCACUCCCACACCACUUUAGCCCUCUCUGCCGCCUUUUGAAGUGUGGCCAACCAUCCCAGCGACUAUCGCUUUUUUUUUUUUCUUCUUUUUGUUACGCCGCUUUCUUCCCCCUCUCUCUCUCUUCCUCCCCCCCUCUCAGCUUCUUUUUGGGCUCUUUUAUAAAGCCCAGCUCAGCCCCCAGGGGCCGAAUCGUCUCCCUAAUGGAUGGCAAAAUGGAGCACUAACGCAAUGCUAAAAUGGGUCAGAUAAUGGCGAUUGGAUUGGUUCCCGGCUUGCCUGUGAGGUAACUCGGCGGUUACUCUAUCCGGGGCAUCUCCCUGAAUAACUAGCUAGUGGCCUGAAGCGGUGGGCGACAGGAGGGAGGGGGGGAGGCCUUGGAUGUCUCACAGGAGCGGCGUCAGCCCCUGGAGCGCUCCCUGCUCCGCGCCGCGGCUGCUUCCCGCCGAUUAGAUGAAGGCGCCCUGCGCGGCAGAGAUCCCCACUUAGACAAGCCAACCGCUGCUCGCUAGUUUUACAGCUGACAGUAAAGGAAGCUUUAUAUGCAUCUUAGUAUCUUAGAAAACGCCUGAUUUCAAUGCUGUGUUCUAAAUAAAAGUAAUGAGAAACUUGUUUUUGUUUUGGGAACCACAAGGUUUAUUGACAUGUGGAUGCCCAACAGAGCUUCAUACACAACACAUCAAUCACACAGCUGUCCUCGUCCUCCCGGCGCAGAUGACAUGGAGCGAGGGCCGUAUAACCCUUACCAUAACUGAAACUCAGUAAUGGUAACGGUUUGACGGCCUCUCCUCUGAGCGUGGCUCGUCGCAGUCGGUUAGCGUGCGCUGAUCGGCGGGGGGAAUGAGACCCUGGAUAGUACAUCAUCUAUACUGUAGUGUCUCUUUAAUAAACUUACAGUAUAAGAUGAUAUCCUGUCCGGGGCACAAGACAUAACAGUUAGCAGCCAUUUCCUGUGUUUGGGAUCUGCGAGGCAGAGGUAGACGGCUCAUUAGUGAUGCACAGCAGUGAAGGUCAACCAGUGAAAAUGUUAAUCAUCUGGAAAAGAUGGUAUUUUGGAGCGGG
This is a messenger RNA of Pungitius pungitius (ninespine stickleback), 3108 nucleotides long. It is a transcript of the gene eral1, whose product is annotated as Era-like 12S mitochondrial rRNA chaperone 1. Gene Ontology annotation, molecular function: rRNA binding; ribosomal small subunit binding; GTP binding. Bases 158 to 1537 code for a protein of 459 amino acids. Lineage: Eukaryota; Metazoa; Chordata; Actinopteri; Perciformes; Gasterosteidae. Gene Ontology annotation, biological process: ribosomal small subunit assembly. Gene Ontology annotation, cellular component: mitochondrial matrix. The record is from RefSeq and is a predicted model, not a curated record. The transcript has 11 exons.